CCAGGAAACUUCCAAAAGAGGGUGGAAUGGGGGUGAACGAUGAGGAAAUAAUCUCUCCCCGGCACAGCCCGGGGGCCAUCUGGUUGUCAGCAGCGCCUGCGCGGGAGCUGUCCUCCCUCCGGGUGGAGGAUGCGCGCGCAGCGCUUUCGGCCAUCCGGAAGUUUGCGUAGGACAGCUAAGGUGAGUCCUACUCUUUGGGAAGGGUAGGAGAAUUUGGCCGCAGCCGUCUGGCUCCCUAUCCCGGUCACGGAGUCCAGAGGUGAGGGGAAGGAUACUGUUAAGAUGGAGUUGCCAGCCCAGUGAAUCUGAGGGCCAGACCGUGACCCCUUAAAGCAUGUUCACCUUCUGUCCAGACUGUGGCAAAAGUAUUGAAGCCUCAUUCAAAUUCUGCCCCUACUGCGGAAAACCUUUGUCCUUAGCAGAGCAUGAAGGGUCCCAGACCUUUGUCAGACCGCGUACGUCAUCCUUCCGAGGCUCAAGGAGACAAAGCAACUCCAGUCCUGAGAUCCCUUGUAAGAAAGUGAAAUGGUCCAGCUCUGUCACCUCCCCCUCCUCAUCCCUCUGCUUAGAUGGUGACAGUUCUGGGUCUGAAGAUACUGUGAGAUCCAAAGGGUCCUGGAGCAGACCCCCAACCCCCAAAAGCAGCCCACAGGCAACCAAGCGAAGCCCGCAGGCGACGAAAAGAAGCCCACAGACACUGAAGCGGAGCCGGGUGACAACCUCACUUGAGGCUCUGCCCACAGGGGUGGUGGUGACAGACAAGAGUGGGCGGCACUGGAAGCUGGGACCCCUCCAGACCAGGGAUGACCAGGGCAUUCUCUAUGAAGCUGAGGCUCUCUCCACCCUCGCCUGCAAGUCAAGUCAGAAGCAGACGUUCUCGCUUAAACUUGAUGCCAAGGAUGGGCGCUUGUUCAACGAGCAGAACUUCUUCCAGCGGGCCGCCAAGCCUCUGCAAGUGAACAAGUGGAAGAAGCUGAACUCGACCCCCCUCCUGGCCAUCCCCACCUGCGUUGGUUUUGGGAUUCACCAGGACAGGUACAGGUUCCUGGUGUUUCCCAUGCUGGGGAGGAGCCUUCAGUCGGUCCUGGAUGACAACCCGAAGCACGUCUUGUCGAUGAAGUCUGUGUUCCAGAUGGCCUGCCGGCUGCUGGAUGCCCUGGAGUUUCUCCAUGAGAAUGAAUACGUCCAUGGAAAUGUGACAGCUAAGAACAUCUUUGUGAAUCCAGAGGACCUGAGCCAGGUGACACUGGCAGGCUACGGCUUCACCUUCCGCUAUGCCCCCGGUGGCAAACACGUGGCCUACGUGGAAGGCAGCAGGAGCCCACAUGAGGGGGAUCUUGAGUUCAUGAGCCUUGACCUGCACAAGGGAUGCGGGCCAUCCCGCCGCAGUGACCUCCAGACGCUGGGCUACUGUUUGCUGAAAUGGCUCUACGGGAUACUGCCAUGGACAGACUGCCUUCCCAACAUCGAGGAUAUCAUGAAGCUGAAACAGAAGUUUCUUGACAACCCAGAGACCCUCGUGGGACAGUGCAGUCGCUGGAUCUGUCCCUCAGAGACCCUGCAGGAGUACAUGAAGGUGGUGAUGACCCUCGAGUACGAUGAGAAGCCGCCCUACAACAUGCUGAGGAGCAGUCUAGAAGACCUGCUACGGGAUCUGCGGUCAUCAGCCUAUGACCCAGUGGACCUCCAGAUGGUUCCAUAGAACUUUUGGCUCAAGGUUUGAAAUAGAAAAAAACAAAAACAAAAACAAGAAAUGUGACUCAAGGCCUGCUGUAGUAUCAGAUACGCUUCUAGAAGGAUCCCUUGAAUGUGCACGCCUACUGCUACUUUAAGCAACACUGUGACUCAGUCUUGCCUAGCAUCAGGGAACCCAGCAGUUAGGCUCCAGAUAAUGUGAACUCCUGCACUUGACUGUCCUGUCCUUUCAGCCAUCAUCUCCCACCAGCCACUGGGGUUGGAGGCAGAGAAGACCCCUAAACUCAUGAUAGGGGGUGAGACCCUUCCCACUACUCUUAGCACCUCUAUGCUUCAGUAAUAAAUUGUUGCACUGGA
Mustela erminea (ermine) is the source of this 2052-nucleotide messenger RNA. It is a transcript of the gene VRK3, whose product is annotated as VRK serine/threonine kinase 3. Gene Ontology annotation, biological process: peptidyl-serine phosphorylation; signal transduction. Gene Ontology annotation, cellular component: cytoplasm; nucleus. The transcript is spliced from 15 exons. Bases 335 to 1702 code for a protein of 455 amino acids. NCBI's taxonomy places the organism in Eukaryota, Metazoa, Chordata, Mammalia, Carnivora, Mustelidae. The record is from RefSeq and is a predicted model, not a curated record. Gene Ontology annotation, molecular function: protein serine/threonine kinase activity; ATP binding.